This is a messenger RNA of Magnolia sinica, 1170 nucleotides long. RefSeq lists its product as uncharacterized. Lineage: Eukaryota; Viridiplantae; Streptophyta; Magnoliopsida; Magnoliales; Magnoliaceae. Bases 63 to 947 code for a protein of 294 amino acids. The record is from RefSeq and is a predicted model, not a curated record. The transcript has 7 exons.
CGCCUCGCCCUUCAACUCCCAUCAGUCGUUGAGCUCCACAUAUCAGCCAUGGUGGUAGAAAAAUGGCGUAUUUGGGGAGAUUUCUGCUGCCGAUUAGGGUUUCUUUCUCCUCCCUGUCUCCUCGAAAUUCAACUCUCUCUCCUUGCAGAAAUCCUCUUACAGGGAAAUAUGCCCAGUUAAAGACAUGGAUGAGGGCCCUUGAACCUGCAGUACAAACCCAUGUAUCAAAAUGCCAGUUGAAUCUAAAUAUGCAAAGAAAGUGGAUAAAUAAUCUGAGCUCCUCAGGCAAAAAGAUGGGUGCAGGAAGUAUAGUUGGAUUAUCAGUUUUGAUUGGAUCGACAGAACUUUACCCAACUAUUGCUUACGCCAUGGAUGAAAAUGAGAUUUUAGCAGAAGAGCAUCGCGCAGAUUUUUGGGAUGCUUCAGGCUGCUUGGAAGACGAGGAUCCACACACCUUCUGGCCAUGGGCGAGGAAAUGCUGGUUGCCUGCUUUACUGGUUCUGACAGUGGUGAUGGGUUGGGAACAUCCUCUUACUCUGGCCAUUAAAGUAGCCCUUUUUCUCUUCAGCACAAAACCCAGCCCCCUCUCAGUUUAUCUUUUUAUUGAGCAGGUACUGGUUGCAGACGAUACGUCAAACCAUGGAUCCUUGGAUCAAGGAUCGGACGAAGAAAUUGCUAUUUAUCUGCUGAAUUUUUUGUCACUUCCGAUGAGCAUACGUGUGUGUUCCAUACUGCGCCAUCGAUCGAUGCGUCAGGACCCAGGACUGUACAAAUUAAAGGCAUUCUAUGCAAAGAAAGUCGAAGUUGAAGACUACAAGCUUCUAUGCUUAGCCAGAGUGGAAUUAAGAGACAAGAAGAUCACUUUGAUGGGGAUUCUGGGGAGCUGGUGGGUUCUUCAGUCAUCACCGAGUCCCAGUCCUGGAGUCAUCUCUUUCUUUGGGCAGUGAGAUCUUAAGAACAGACGAGAAAUCAAGGCAACUGAUCUGUAAUGUUCUUCUUCUUAUUCUUUUGGAAAAUUAGCAACCAACCCAACAGGGUAAUUUUCAUGUUCGGUCACAGAAUUGUAAAUGCAGAGGAAGCUCCCAUAGGUUUAUACCCUGAGACUGAAAACCCCAGCAUACCAUAGAAUCUAUUGACCUGAGCUUUUGUCUCAGUUGCACAAACCUUACC